This is a messenger RNA of Bactrocera dorsalis (oriental fruit fly), 4970 nucleotides long. RefSeq names its product transcription factor GAGA (gene psq). The record is from RefSeq and is a predicted model, not a curated record. Gene Ontology annotation, molecular function: DNA binding; protein binding. Gene Ontology annotation, biological process: regulation of transcription by RNA polymerase II. Gene Ontology annotation, cellular component: nucleus. Lineage: Eukaryota; Metazoa; Arthropoda; Insecta; Diptera; Tephritidae.
GGUUUAUUACGUACAGCCGAACAGCUGAAAAUUAAAGGACUUUGUGAGACGGCCGAAAACACAGACGAUUUGAACGACUCGGCUACAGCCACAAUUACAGUAUCGGAGAAUAUACAGCAAGCCGUCGUUGGAAAUAUAGUUAAUGCCACAGUAGCAACGGGUCAACUCUCACCCAAUAUACCACAUCAAUCACAACAGCAGCAACAACAGAUCGCUACUAAUACAGCAGUGCUCACGCAUAAUAUUGGCAACGUGACCACUGCAAAUACACAACAAAUUGGUGCAGCCACUACAAAUGUCACCGGACAGUUAGUUAGUGCAGGCACAUCGGUACAACAUCAACAGAUUGGACGUAAAUCUCGUGUACGUAAGCGUUCAAAAUCUCCAGAUAUACAACAACAAGUACAGAGUACACAACAACCACAAACAAUUUUAAUACAAAAUCAAAAUCAAGCCGCUAUUGUUAGUUUACAACAGACGUCGUCUGGUAAUUAUAUACCGGUAUCCGGUGUACAAACGGUUAGCACUAGCGGCGGUGGGCAACAACAGACGGUAAUCACCGGUGACGAUUCGGAUACGGAUAGGCCGGGGAAGAUCUGUAAGACAGAAACAGCGUCAGCUUCACCUGCGUCCAGCGCAUCUGGUGUAUCGGGAACGAAUAAUGCUGGCAGCGUAACGACCGUUGCAGCACCAGGCACAGCGAUUGUAACGCAGAUUGUAGUAGCACGAGACGGCAAAGAUAAAAAUAUGACUAGUUUAGGAAUGGGAAUGAAUGGCGGAAUUCUUGGAGUGCCAAUGGGCUUUUUAGAUUUUGCACCAGAACCUCCAGCACCCUCAGCCACCCCGGUAACAGUAACGGAGCAUGUCGAUUUAUCAUGCAAUCCAAAUACCGACACUCGAGAUUUAUCAAACCCCACCGAAGCACUGGACAUCGACAAUCAUUUAGCCCAACACAUGAUUCAACGGCUUGAUCAAUCUCCGAUGCAUGCUAUUCAUCAUCAGACUGGUGAUGAAAGCAAUUCGAAUUUAGUACAGCAUAUUAAGAGUGAGGUGAUUGAUGCGAAACAACAGCAACAAGUACAGCAACAGCAACAUCAUCAACAGCAACAACAUCAAUUACAUGCUCAACAACUCUCACAAAAUCAAGCACAGCAACAGCAACACCAACAGCAUCAAGUACAUCAACAACAAACAGCACACUCACACUCAACACACGUCCAACAACAAGCACAAUCACAUCAGGACCUAAGCGGAGCAACAGUAAUGGAAAUCGAUCCAAGCCAAAUAAAACAUGAACCCGGAAUGAUCAUAACACCGGAAAUUGUCAAUAUGAUGACCACUGGACAUAUGGAUAUGUAUAAUUCUGAUACAAGUGAGGAUUCAAUGAUGAUAGCAAAUGGCUCACCAAACGAUCAAACUGAGCCACAUUAUACUAACUUGGACCAACAGCACGUGGAUGGUAAAGGUCAGUUUAAUGGUCCGAAAACUUGGACUCAAGAUGACAUGAAUUCAGCUUUAGAUGCAUUGAAGAAUCAAAAUAUGAGUCUUACAAAAGCAUCAGUUACAUAUGGUAUACCAUCAACCACUUUAUGGCAACGUGCCCAUCGUAUGGGCAUCGAAACGCCAAAGAAGGAGGGUGGAACGAAAUCAUGGAAUGAAGAUUCUUUGAAUAAUGCUUUAGAAGCCCUACGUUCUGGGCAAAUAUCAGCAAAUAAAGCGUCCAAAGCCUUUGGUAUACCAUCCUCGACAUUAUAUAAAAUUGCGCGACGCGAAGGCAUACGAUUGGCGGCACCCUUUAAUGCGGCACCCACAACGUGGACACCGGAAGAUUUAGAGCGUGCAUUAGAAGCAAUACGCGCUGGUCAUACGUCCGUACAAAAGGCCAGCGCUGAAUUUGGCAUACCAACGGGCACCCUAUACGGUCGUUGCAAGCGCGAAGGCAUUGAGUUAUCACGUUCGAAUCCAACACCAUGGUCGGAAGACGCAAUGAAUGAAGCUUUGAAUUCAGUUCGCAUUGGUCAGAUGUCUAUUAAUCAGGCCGCAAUUCACUACAACCUUCCCUACAGCUCUUUGUAUGGUCGCUUUAAGCGUGGAAAGUAUGACGUUACUAAUACCAGUAGCACCUCCAUUAAUAAUGCAUCAGGAAAUACUUCGGGAAGCAUCGAAAUUAUCGAACAUAGUCAAGAAAACUCGUUACAUAUGUUUCAGCAACAGUUCCAGUAUAGUCCGUCGCCACAUCAACAACCUCAGCAUGGCGGUCAAACUCAAUCGCAGACACCUCAACAUAUAACCCAACAUGUUGUACACAUUCAGCAACCACAGACUCAUCAUCAGCAGCAACAAGUACAUGCUCAACAACAGCAACAUAUCCAGCAGCAACAAGAUGUUGUAACAUCCAGCAGCCAGGUGGCACAUAGCAGUGCAGCUGUUGGGCAGCAGCAACAACAACAAAUUCAACAGAUCUAUCAUCAUCACAGCACGCCGGAAAGAAGUUGAGAAUCACUGCAACAAGCAGCUAGCAACAGCAACUCAACAACAACUAACAGCAGCAACAAUAAGAGGAAGAAAAACUCGAAAGGUAAACGUUGAGAAUGGCGACACACCAGUGAUGUGUUUUUGCGUAUGAAGGUUUGCAAUAAGAAAGUGAAACAACAACAACACCAAGAAAUACGAAGGAAUAAACAAGUUACUAAAAGAAAUUUAAAUGCGAGGAGAGCAAAAGGAGAAUGUCAAAAAUUUCAAUUAAAAUUAUUUGCGGGCAUUUAAGCAUUGAAUUUGUUUGACAAAAACUUCGUUUUAAACCGAAUUAAAAUAUAUGACGAAAAUCUAUGGGGCUUUUUUGGAGAAUGAUGAAUGAUGCAUAUUACAUAAUAAUGAUAAAUGAUUUGAAUUAGUAACUAAUAGUGAAAGUGUUGAACAUAACAAAUACUUUCCUAUAACUAAACAGAAGACCGAAGGAGUGCUGUCUGCCACUCCUUUAAGGGAAAAGUUUUAGAAAUACACAAAAAAAAAUAUCAAAAAAAAAAGAAAAAUUGGGGGGUGUACAAUGAAUUGAGGGAGUAUAAUAGUAUUCACGAAUGCCAAGUGAUUGUCCACGGGUUUGACCACAAAAACGAAAUAAAGUUUUAUUAACUGAUGUUGAAUAUAUCCUUAUAAAAAUCAAAUGGAUUAUCCUUUUGCAUAAAUAGAAGAAAAUGGAUUUGAAAAAUGAAUUGUAUUUUUGAUAAUUGAAUAGUAGCAAAACAAUAUUGAAUAAAAAAAAUAUACAUACAUAGUAGAUGAUGCACUUUUCGGACAAAUAACGUACGGAGAAGAGUCAAAGUUAAAAUUUUUUGGAGUCGUGACAAAAUUAUAAAUAAGUUCUUUCACCACUAGAUUUAGUGCUAAAAAAUAGUUUUUAUCUUAAUAUAAAAUUUACGGUUUUGUCAAUCAAAACUAGUAAUAAAUAAAAAGAAGUAGGUUUAAAUGUAUCACAUUUACCGAAGUGAAUUAAAAAAAUAUAUAUAAUUGAAAUAGAAUUAUUCGAUUGGUUUGAGUUGAUCUUUUGGCUUUUCGUUGAAUAAUAUUAUGUAUGCGAUAUACUUACAUAUGUAUGUAGAUGCCUAAAAUAAUGUUGAUAAUUUUCUUGUAACUAAUAGAUAAGUUUUCUUUUGUUCCAAACAAUAACAAAAAAUUAAGCAUUCAUUGAACAGAAGUUGGAUAUUUUUAUUUUCAAAAUCUAUAUCACAUACAUAAAAACAAAUCACACACACAUACACACCGAAAAAAUAAAGGAUCUUUUUAAUGAAUUGCUAACGCAAGGAUGAAAUAUCAAAAUUUUUAAUUUAUAUAUAUAUAUAAAAUAUAUAUACAUACAUACAUACAUAGUUAAAUGCAAAUACAAAGUAUACAGAAAAUAUUAAAUAAUCACGACACAUCAUGCUAUAUAAUAAAUCAUUAUAAAUUUAAACAUUAAAAAUAAAAAAGAGAGACAUCAUCAAACAGAAAUUUGUUGCUGCUGCUUUGAAAUAUUGAAUAUUAAGAAUACAUCCUUGUGGAUAGAAAACUCCACGAUGAUAAUCUAAUGUUAAACAGACUAAAAUCAUAAAAUAAAACAAAAAUUAAAUGUAGUUAUUAUUACUAUUACUAAAGCAUUCAUAUUUAAAUAGUAUGCAAUAUAAAGAAAAUAAUAAUAAAAUGCGAACCUUUCAACAUGGCAAGUGUAGUGUACACAUUAAACCGGCAACUUCGAAAACAGGACCUAACAAUGUUACAUUUUAGCGCAUCAGCACAGUUUACGUUUCUUUGUGUUCUUGUUACGGGGUCAUUUUCUUUUUAAUCUAAUUUCCUUCUCAAGGUAAAUUGGCGUACUGAUUUGCAGUGUAAUUUUUAUCUUUAAUUGGUUAACCACUUCAUUCAACUGCAUACGCAUUGCUACAAACUCGAUUUAAUUCACAUUCAUACAUACAUUAAUCCUAUGGAAUAGCAUUAAGUUAACAUAUAAUUUAUUUAACGUUAGAGUUGUAUGCAGUCUUCGGUGAGCGCUUGCAAAGCAAGUCGAAAUUUAAAAAAUGUUUUUUAAAUGCCCGCUUAUAUUUCGAAACGUAAAAUUAUACAAUAUUAUCUAAAAACGAAAAAGAUCAACAGAGGGUUGUGUUAACUGCAUGAAAAUAUAUCGCGAAUGAUCCAUAUGCAUAUAUUCAUACAUGAGGUAGUCUAUCUGGUUGUUGUGACAAGAAUACAAAAUAUCAGCUCGAUUGGUGGACUAAUACCAAUAAUUAGCGGCUUAAUUAUAAACACUGAUUAGUGUAGCGUCAAUUCAGAUAUGCGGUUGAUUUUGUUCUUUCUUUAAGCAAAGAAAAAGUGAGUUUGUAAUUUUUCAUUUUUAGAACGGUUUGGAUUUUAGUUGCCGAAAAUGCUAUGAAAUGAUAAUUACAAAAACUGUGUACAUAAAUAUAUUAUGGCAAAUAAAUAUGGAUGUAAAAAUCAAA